AUGGGAGGAGGAGCAGCCAUGAGAACAGUGGCCAAGGUCGCCGGUGUCGGCGUCGUCAACAGUGGAUUCCGCAGCGCAGUCUCCGCCGGGUUACCUCCGGCCGAACACUCCGUCCGCAGCGCAUCUCGCCCCGUUUCUGCGGCGAUCUCCUCCUCUUCGUCAACGUCGUCCGGUGUAGCUGCGGUCCAGCGCCCUGUUUUGGAGCUCGAUGAGUGGGAGAUGGCCGGCGGCGAGGAAGAGGAGCUGAUGUUGUUGGAUUCCUUGGAGCCGAGGCCCAGGCUCGUGUUUGGCGGCCCGCCGACUUCUCAGGAGGCCGAAGAGGCCACCGUCGAGCUCAAGGACGCUCUGGAGAAAAUAUCUAGUCCAAAAUAUGAAGGAUUUGCUGCCUUCAGUGACCAUCUUGGCGUCCCUUUGCUUACAAGUUCUGAGCUCGAGACUAAAAACCGUCUCUCUUGUGAGAGAAAAGCAGCUCCAGAAUAUGCUAUUAAUGCAUUGAAGCUGCUAAAUCAGAGUCCCGCUGCUCAGUCCGUCGUGGUUUCAAUUGCAUCGGACCCAAACGUGUGGGAUGCGGUUAUGCGAAACGAUGCACUUACUGAAUACCUCCAGUCCCACAAGAUAAUUACAAGCCCCGUGAACGAGGCUUCCACAGAAUCUGUUACAGAUUCUAGCUCUGAGGGCACAGAACCUGUUGCAUUCCAGGAGUCGCAGACCGGGCUUAUGGACUACCUAGAUGACAUCAAAGUUAAGGUGGUGGACAUGUUCGGCACUGUCUCCUCUUUUCUGCAGAACAUGUUUGGGGUGCCACCUGCUGUAGGGGGAUCCGAUGAGGGAGAUGCGAAAUCGACGUUCAUGGAGAACGCGGUGGGAGCAUCUUUCUUGGGUUUGGCUGUGAUGGCUAUCAUGAUGGUGGUGCUGAGAAGGGCCUAG
Messenger RNA from Linum trigynum, 927 nucleotides. Lineage: Eukaryota; Viridiplantae; Streptophyta; Magnoliopsida; Malpighiales; Linaceae. The record is from the annotation of a GenBank genome assembly.